Messenger RNA from Myxocyprinus asiaticus (Chinese sucker), 5754 nucleotides. RefSeq lists its product as uncharacterized. NCBI's taxonomy places the organism in Eukaryota, Metazoa, Chordata, Actinopteri, Cypriniformes, Catostomidae. The record is from RefSeq and is a predicted model, not a curated record. Gene Ontology annotation, biological process: signal transduction. The transcript is spliced from 11 exons. The coding region runs from base 2978 to 5479 and encodes 833 amino acids. Gene Ontology annotation, molecular function: actin monomer binding.
AGCUGGUCUUUGCCUCUACUUUGUCUUUGCUCGUUUCCAUAGUCUUUCUUUUGUUUAAUACAUCAGAACGCCAGGUAAUUGAGACGAAAACAUCGACAGAAGACUGCAGAGGUAAGGACAUGAACAUGAGACAGGUGCCACAAAUAGUAACUGUGUCAAAGCGUUGAAUUCGUUUAAAGCAUUACUACUGAUUAAGUUAAUCCUGUGCUUCGAUGUAACACACGCUUUGAAGUUGCGGAAUGUGUUUGUAUUGUAAAGCUUCACAUUGACAUUUCGUAAACUUAAACAUAUGAAGAUUUAACAGAGAUGGGCUAAAUGUCUGUGUUGUAGAAGUAAAUGGUUUUUUUUUUUUUUUUUUUUUUUUUUUUUAAAGUGUCUUGACUGAUAAUUUGCUGACCAUCUUCUGUAAAGUCGGACAGGUGCGUGCGCCAUGCGUUUGGCAUUUUGGGUGUGUCGCGUUCAUUGUAGUUCUCAUGGGAAAUGCACACAGUGUAUAUGCAAAAUACCGCUUUGCACUGAUAAUCAGCGGCAGUGAGGCGUAAAGCGCGCACGCCCAUCUGUGAUAAGCGUUUCACGCACCAGCACGCGAGUCCCAAACACACCCAAGGGCGUUGGCAAAGCGGGCUUCCCCAACUUUUCGCCCCCAAUGUUCGUCACUUUCACGAUUUAUUAUGAAUUAAAUACUUUAAAAAUCAAACAGUUCUGAAUUGCUACAAAGGUAGGAAUUUAUAAUAAACUGUUACGAUUUUAUGUUUUGGGUGGGUGGCAAGUAUCCUCAACCUCUAGAAGUCGAACUGAAUAUUUUCAUAUAUGAGGUUGGCAGUUUUUGCAACCCUGUUACCAACAUUUUGGAAACUGGAUUGAACUAACUUGCGUUAACAAACCUCAGUACUCAAAGGGGCGAUAUAGAGGUAUCUUAAAGUGAUAGUGCAACCAAAAAUGAAAAUUCAUGCCAUCCCAAAUGUGUGACUUUCUUUCUUCUGCAGAACACAGAUGAAGAUUUUUAGAAGAAUAUCUCUGCCUUGUAGGUCUAUACAAUGCUAGUGAACGAUGGCCAGAACUUUGAAGCUCCAAAAAUCACAUAAAGGCAGCAUAAAAGCAAUUAAUAAAACUUCAGUGGUUAAAUCCAAGUCUUAAGAGAUGAUGUGAUGUGAUAGGUGUGGUUGUGAAACGGAUCAAUAUUUAAGUCCUUUUUUACUAUAAAUCUGCACUUUCACUUCCACAUUCUUCCUCUUAUAUUUUUGGGGUGAUUUGCAUCCUUUGUGUGAUCAUUAUCUACUUGUCAGGGCUGGUCAAAGAUAGGUGGAGAUUUAUAGUAAAAAAAAAAAUAAAAUAAAAAGGACUUAAAUAUUGAUCUGUUUCUCACCCACACUUAAUAUUUUGCUUCUGAAGAUAUGGAUUUAACCACUGACAUCUUAUGGACUUGCCUUUAAGUGCUUUUUGGAGAUUCAAAGUUCUGGUCACCAUUCACAUUGUGUGUUGUGAGGACCUACAGAGCUGAAAUAUUCUUAAAAUCUUAAUUUGUGUUCUGCUGAAGAAAGAAAGUCAUCCACAUCUGGGAUGGCAUGAGGGUGAGUAAGUGAUUAGAGAAUUUUCAUUUUUGGAUGAACUAUCCCUUUAAAAUAUUUGUGCCAUAAAAUCAAAUGUGUUAUUAUUCAUGAUGGUAAAUUUUACUACUUACCUACUCAGCAAUGUUCUUUUGUUGCUCCGCCAUGUAGUUCAUUUGAAAGAGAAAACUCACCGCAGAAGCAGACAGUUCACACUAAUGUCCGCUUUCAUGGCCCCUUGCAGCAACAUUAAGAAUGCAACGCGUGCUUUACGCAAACUUGUGUUAAAUUAUUGCAAUCACAUUUCGGAGCAAAAUCGCGUUUGUGGCACUUGGAGCGUCUGUUCACGUACUUGCAUAGAGUAUGUUUCGGGCCUUAAACCGGGAUUUAUUUGAUUUCGUUAUAUUCUAGCAAGCAUUAAAUAAAUACAAAUUACAUAAAAAUCAAACUGUUUAAUUGAAAAUAAUAUAGGAUUGCUCAGUUAGCUAGCAUUUUUUUUAAUAAACUAAUAAUUAUAUACUUUUUCUUACAGUAACUUUUCUAUCUUUUCUUGAUGAAACAAUUUUUGAAAAUCUGGAAAAGGAAAUGGGAGUUGCCUACUUGUCUUCCACCAUGUUGCAAAAAAGGGUCCUACAUAUGUUGCUCCAUGUUUUAAUUUUUUAGAUUACUUUUUUUUUUUUUUUGCCUUUAUUUUUAAAGGACAGUUAAGAGAGACAGGAAGUUGAGAGAGAGGGUUGUGGAUCAGAACAUACUAUGAGCUAAUGGCUCUUAAAUGCCAUGAGCAGUACCCACUGCAACACAGUUCUGACACUUUGUUCCUGUUUUUAAUGGCAAGACAUCAUGCUGCUACAGGUUGUGCGCAAAUUGUUGGACAUAGCAAAAUAUUACGGGUUUGGUCGUUAAAAUAUGCAUUGUUACAAUUGUUUUUUACAGUUCAACAGUUAAUGCCAAAAUUAUGAUUUUAAUUCUUGACAAUACAAGUGAGUGAACAGGCCAAAAAUAAAAAGUUUUAGGGCAGUAGGGUACCUAAAUUAGAUGUUUCUAAAACAUGCUACUUUUCAUGUUAUGUUAAUUUUUAAGUUUAAUUUAUCUAACAUUUAAUAGUUCUCUCUCCAAAUAACAUGGGCUUUGUGCCUUUAUUGCUUAAAAUAAUCAGACCACUGAUACUGUGUGUAUAUAUAUAUUAUAGAUCACUCAAUGAGACACCAAUUUGUACCCUGUUUAUGUAAAGUGCCUCUCUACCUUCAUAUAUUUUAACUUGUUUUUCACCAUGAAAAUAGCCAUGGAAGCUGGCAUGGCGUAAGCUAACUAACUAACUAAUUAUAAUAGAGAGUCCAGAGAAGAAAAUCCACAGUUGAUGGAACAUCUGAAAGUAUUCCCUGUACGGCUCUAGCUGAGAUCGCAGAGAGUGUUUUCACAAGCACAAACACAUGGAUUCCCAAGAAGAUCUCAUUGACAGGGACAUUACUCUUAUUGUACAGCUCCCAGGAGGACAGGAGACCACAGCCACAGUGCAUGGCAGUAAACCUGUGAUGGAUGUUCUGGUCACUCUUUGUGCUCAACACCACCUCAUUCCCUCCGAUAAUGUCAUCAAGCUCAUGUCCACUAAUCAAAAUCACAUCAAUUUCAAACCUAACUCCCCAAUUGGCUCUCUCGAGUUUGAGAGGGUUGUCCUUCAAGCAAAAGGAAGUGAUGAUGCUAACAGGAAAAAACCUCAUAUGCCUGUGGCGACAGUUCGUCUCUUGAUAAACUACAAGAAGUCCCAUAAGGCAGUGGUGCGGGUGAAUCCCAGAGUGCCACUGGCCGAACUCAUGCCUGCGGUGUGUGAGAAAUGUGAGUUCGACCCUGAUACAACUGUUUUACUGAGGACAUGCCAGUCAGAGGAACCCCUGGAUCUCACCAAGUCGCUUAAUGACUAUGGAAUGAGGGAGCUAUAUGCCAAAGACACAAAAGUGUCAGGUGGUGAAGAAAAACAAAAAACACCAGGAAAAGAGAAGAACCACAGUGAAAAGGAAAACAAAGGCUUCUUUGCUUUAUUCAAGAAGAGUAAGAAAACACCUGAGCAGGCUGUGACCGUCAGCGCUCCAUCCUCUCCUGAACUGAAUGCGGUCGGAGUGACCUGUCUUAAUGGCCACUCGACCUUAUCUACUGCACCUGCUGACAUGACUAAAAAGAGACGUGCUCCGAAGCCUCCUUUAACAAUGUCGCAGAGUGUCUCCUGUGAACUUCAUACUACAGAAUUCACAAACCUAUCUGAGCACAACACUGCAGGAAAACAGGGUCUGCUCAGUCGGAUCUCUUCCACAGAGUCCUCUCUUAAAAGGACUAAACGGAGAGCCCCGCCCCCUCCAUGUGAUGGCCCCUCCCCAUCCAAUUCAAAUGGCAAAGUAGAGGAAGCUGAAGAGGAGGACAGCAGUUCAGACAAAGACAGAGCUUGCAUAGCUGGCCAUUGCCCUUCAAUGGCUGAAGUUAUGACUGAACUCGCAGAAUCUCUGCAGGCACGCCAACAGAGGGUGCUCUGUUCUGCAAAUUCUUCUACAUCCCAGCAUUGUCCGACAGAAGACCAUUUUCAAGGUCUGAGGAACCCCUCUGAAAGAGACGGCAUGACCACCUUCACUGUGGUCCCUCAGAGGCGUCAACCAACCAGGAAAUGUUUUGAGGUGGCGCUGAUGCUGCAGGCACCAGACACUGCUAAGGCUGAAGAGAAGCUGUGCCCUGGAGCCCCAUUAGACCUGGAGAUCCAUGGCACUGAGCUUGUGGAGGAAGCAGUCCCAAUUGAACCUUUUAGAAAUGGGGACAAUGGUUUCGACAAGAGUGAGCACUUAUCAGGGAUUCUACAGCACUUGGAGAAAGAGAAUCAAGAGUGGACAGACAGCGAGACUGAGAAUUUGGAACCAAAAUUUGAGAAGCAGUCCAUUCAUCUGAGAAACAUUGAGCUAGAGGGUCUAGAAUCAUUUCAAAGGGGCCUCAACAAUCUGGAACUAUUUGGCAGUGCAAUAAAUGAUCUAGAAAUAAGAGCUGCAGAGCUUAAUAAUUCAGAAGUAAGAGAAAGUUUGACAAGUAAUUUGGAACUAGCUGAUAAACGUGAGAGGUCACCAAUCGAUUCAAAUAUAAAGGGAAGCCUUGUGGAGCUAGAUGAGAUACCAGAAUAUGCUCUGGUAGAGACCAGAAAGGAAAGGGACUGGAUGGAGGAAUACAAAGAGAGAAGAAGUAAGUUUCUAGGUGGUGAUAAUGAUGGUAGGAGAAAAUUAGAUUCUUGGGAAAGGUUUGAGAGCAAAUUUAUAAACACAGCAAUGAAGACCAGGAUGCAAGGGAUCAAUAAUAAUUUUCCCCCACUGCCACCACUUAUCUACUGGUAUGAGGAUAACAGUGAGAGCAAAAAUGAAGAGGAAAGGGACAAAGAAAAUGAGAACAAGCAGGAUGAGGACGCAGCUACAAAUAACCAAUCGCAUGAUAAAGAAAUUGAACAAAGGCCAAAAUUGGAUCUGAGUCAUCCUCUUAAUCAACUCAUUGGUGCUGACUUUGAUAGCCAUUUCACCUGCUCUGACUGCAAUGUUAGACUUAACUCGGAGCCCAAAUAUGCUCCUUUCCCACACCUUUCCAAACCAAAGGUCCACUCUACCCAAACUAACCCUGAACCAAACUCUCCUGGUGUGGAAUGCAAAUUCAGCUCUACUUCAGAAUCUUACAGAACUUCCUGUUUAUUGCCUCAACACAGUCCUGGCUGUACGUCAAAAGCACAUUCUACCUUUGACCCUUGCCCUCCAGAAACAGUGUCUCCUUUUGCUUUGGCUGUAUUUCAGAAGGCUAAGCAUUUCAGACCAGGGCUGGAUUCCCAACGCUCCAGGAAACAGGAACUGCCCAUGCACACAAAAUGUGUUCUGCUGAAGAAAGAAAGUCAUACACACCUUGGAUAUCAUGAGGGUAGUUGAUGACCAGUCUGAUUGUUGGAGAGUUCCUUUGGCCUGAAUCAGGAAGGAAGUUUGGACAGCAUUUAACCAACUCUCACAUGAACAGCCAAAUACACUUUGGGUGAAAUUUCUGAUGACAGAUUUAGUUUUUUAGUUGAUUUUUUUUUUUUCUUCUUCCCAAACAUACAUUUGUCCUGAGAGAUUUGCCAGGAGGUAUAUGCUAUUUUUUUUCUAAAGAGUGAUUGUUUUAAAAAAAAAAAUAUUUUGGACAUGAAUAAACACAAUUUGUUCGUAAA